AUGACAAUGAAGGGCAAGGGACGGCUGCACCCAGCCUACAGCCUCAGUGGCUCCGAGGGCGAGGACAACCCCAGGGUCUCUGGGACCAGAGGUCCGUCUCAGGCCCAAAGUCUCUACUCCCAAAGUCAGCCCGGUCAGUCCCACAGCCACUACAAUACAGCCCACAAAAGAGGAACCGCGAGUUAUCAACAGCCACAAUUGUACCACGUCGCCAGCAGAGUUGAGGGCCUCAGUGACACUCCUACUUCUGGAAACGCCAGCGACGAGACCCUAACUGAUUGCGAGCUGACCCAUCUGGCACGGGAGUGGAACGAUACCUCUGAACCUAAUCUAGAACCCUUCGUAAGCUAA
Messenger RNA from Cotesia congregata, 351 nucleotides. NCBI's taxonomy places the organism in Eukaryota, Metazoa, Arthropoda, Insecta, Hymenoptera, Braconidae. The record is from the annotation of a GenBank genome assembly.